Messenger RNA from Lampris incognitus (smalleye Pacific opah), 464 nucleotides. RefSeq names its product 60S ribosomal protein L31. Gene Ontology annotation, molecular function: structural constituent of ribosome. Gene Ontology annotation, biological process: cytoplasmic translation. The transcript is spliced from 5 exons. NCBI's taxonomy places the organism in Eukaryota, Metazoa, Chordata, Actinopteri, Lampriformes, Lampridae. Gene Ontology annotation, cellular component: cytosolic large ribosomal subunit; ribosome. The coding region runs from base 52 to 426 and encodes 124 amino acids. The record is from RefSeq and is a predicted model, not a curated record.
UCCUUUGCUGCAAAUUUUUCCUUCCAACUUCCGCCUCAAUUGCGAGCCGAAAUGGCCCCGACUAAGAAAGGAGAGAAGAAAAAGGGGCGCUCAGCCAUCAACGAGGUGGUGACCAGAGAGUACACCAUCAACGUUCACAAGCGAAUCCAUGGAGUGGGAUUCAAGAGACGAGCCCCACGUGCCAUCAAAGAGAUCCGCAAGUUCGCCAUGAAAGAGAUGGGAACCCCUGACGUACGCAUUGACACACGCCUCAACAAGGCAGUUUGGAGCAAGGGUGUAAGGAACGUACCAUACAGGAUACGUGUACGAUUGUCCAGGAAGCGCAAUGAGGACGAGGACUCUCCUAACAAACUCUACACCCUGGUCACAUAUGUCCCUGUCACGACAUGCAAAGGACUCCAGACAGUCAAUGUGGAUGAAAACUAAGUGUCUCCUUUGCAAGUAAAAUAAAUGGAUAAAAGGAA